CUCACCUUGCCGGCCCCCUGAGGCCCUUAGAGCUGUGUGGGUGAGCUCCUGGGAAGGCGCUGGCUCUGAGGGGCCCCGGCCAGGGCCUGCCCCGGGGGCCCAGGGAGAAGGGCAGCGGGCGCCUGGAAGAGCUGAGCCGGAGGCUACCGCAGGGAGCUGGAGCCUCAGGGAGCAGAGCCGGCGGGACGAGGACGGGGGCCGGCCACCCACAGCCCACCCAGUCAUGGACACGUGAGGGAGACCCAGGCCCGGCCAGCCCCACAUCCCCUCCCCGCAGCGAGCAGCUGGCACACACCCAGGGUUCGUGGCCAGGCAGCACCUCCUGCUGUGGCUCGGCCACAGGAGGAAGCAGCUCCAGGGCAUGUUCCGGGCCACGAGCCACGGCCAGCACGGCCACAACGUGGACAGUGUCCUGGCACCUGGUGAGCAGGGCUGGGGAUGGAUGAGGUUGGCCCUGCAUACUUUGGGGGGACGUGGGUUCACACCAAACCUCACUGCUCCGGGCCAGGGCCCCUCAGACGACAGCGGCAGCCACCCAGCCUGGCCAUUGUGGGGGACGUGGACCCCGAGGAGCCCACAGAUGCCCAGGGGCCGGCCCAGCGUCCUGGGAGCCUCGGUGAGCAGGUGCCCCGAGGUUCCCUCAUGGUGCGUGUCGGAGGUGGCUGGGUGGCCCUGGAUGAGUAUCUGGUCAAGAAUGACCCGGGCAGAGCGAAGGGAAGGACCAGCCAGAAGAUCCAUGAGAGGUUCCUGUCCUGGGCCGUGGUCCCCAGCAGGCCGGCCCCCAAGGUCACGUCCCCCAUCCUCAGAGCCCCCAGCUGUCUCCUGCCCAGGAAGACGGGACUGGGAGCCUGCUGGGGACACAGGGACCCCAGCUCUUCAAGGUCAAGGCCAAGGAAGGGCACACGGAAGGGAACUGCUCAGGACAGCCUGGCUCGGCCCACUCAGGAUUAAGCAGCAGCUCGGGAAGCCGGCCCCAAGGGAGUGAGCAGGCGCGCACACAGCCACAGAGAGGGGGGAGGGGUGGGCCACUCGGAGACCGCCCCGGCCCUCCAGUCCUGCUCGGGCAAUAAAGUCGCGUUUUGCAAAGCAAACCCGUGUGUCCCUGUCCCGACAGGUCCGUAUUUCCCUUGCAAACUCCAUUCAAAUGCCGGCAAAUGCCGUCCUGGCGGGCGUGAAACG
Messenger RNA from Phyllostomus discolor (pale spear-nosed bat), 1179 nucleotides. RefSeq names its product microtubule-actin cross-linking factor 1-like. The transcript has 4 exons. Bases 439 to 951 code for a protein of 170 amino acids. Gene Ontology annotation, molecular function: microtubule binding. The record is from RefSeq and is a predicted model, not a curated record. NCBI's taxonomy places the organism in Eukaryota, Metazoa, Chordata, Mammalia, Chiroptera, Phyllostomidae.